Messenger RNA from Fusarium oxysporum Fo47, 747 nucleotides. RefSeq lists its product as uncharacterized. Bases 1 to 747 code for a protein of 248 amino acids. The transcript has 2 exons. Lineage: Eukaryota; Fungi; Ascomycota; Sordariomycetes; Hypocreales; Nectriaceae. The record is from RefSeq and is a predicted model, not a curated record.
AUGGCUCAUCAGAGCAUCGAGAUGGCUCUUAUUCCCAUCAAGGGCGUCGAGCUAGAAGACUUCCAUGGAGACUCCAGCAUCACCACGUCUCGCGCACCCGAUGCAAUUAUCACGCACUUCUGCCAUCUAACAUAUCUUGAAAGACACGAACUAAGAGACCUGCUUAUUGCCUGGCUCGAGGUUUCCCACAACACCACCGACCUUCUCAGCCUUUGCCCAAUUACGCAAUCUCAACGCGAGUCCUUCUUCUCCAACGGAAUGACUGAAGUUGGCGUAUGUAGCCAAGAUCUCCCAGUCUCGCGCGAGGAACGCAAACGUGCCCUAGAGAAUGGUGAGCAGGAACCGAUUCAUCAACACACAACAGCCAGGCAGGCUGGUCAAAAAGUGUUUAUGAUUCCUUCAAUGUAUAAGGAUGGCAAGAAAAUCGUGAUCGUAUUCCUAUAUAUGGACGCUGAUGACGAGUUUGGUGAUCCAGAGCAUGUAACUUUCAAGCCACCUGGCUCGACUCGUGAAGAUGCCUACAUGCGAAGCAUCAAAGAUUACGACAAGAGCCAGGCUUCCCGGGUUCAUAAAUACAAUCUCGAGGCCAUAAUCCACACUGCUCGCAAGCGAAUCGUCAAAUAUGCCAAUGACGGCGUUAUGGAAGGUCGACUACCCGCAUAUACAGGCCACAGAGUCCCUACCCGAUUUGGUACAGAUCCGAUCUUGCCCAAAAUUGAGAGUGGUGACGCCUGUUGGGAGACGUGA